AAUCGCAGGCGAGCGACAGUUGAGCAAGACAAUCCCGUAAACCAUAAUGCGAGUUUUUCAAUAAACGCUGUCAGAAAUGAGAGCGGCACACCGUGUGUUCAUUCUUACAUAGUAUAAGAGAAGAGGACGUCAAUCAUGGUGAACUGUGGGGUGUGCUGUGCUAACCUCAAAGACAACAAAACCAUGAUGAAGAUGGGCUUGGCACUGGUGCUGGUGGGCCAUGUCAAUUUCCUGCUUGGCGCUCUGGUGCACGGUGCGGUUCUCAGGCACAUCAGCGUGCACGCCGAGGCCCGCAUCUUGGUGUACGCCAUCACUAAUGUCAUUGCCAUUGUGGCAGGCUUAAUGGGAAUUAUUGGUGGAAUAAUUGCAAUUGUCUUGUCCAAAAACAAGAAAAGCAGGAUUUUGAAGUGGGUCCUACUGGUAUUCAGCUUCAUAGCAGGUCUCUUGGCUGUUGCCUCCACUUUGGGCCUGAUAACGUCCGUGGUCACCGCCAUCGUUCACAAAGGACGAAGCCUGCUGACACACUGCGUUCUCCUCAAACACGGUGUCGGAUCUUCCAGUGUCACCUACGAAUGCCCCUUUGACCCCACGCGCAUCUAUAGCACCACAAUAAUUUUGUGGGUGCCGCUUAUCCUGAUGUCUGUGGUGGAAAUGGUGUUCUCCUUCCGGUGCUUCGCUGCCUGUACGUCAUUCCUGUACCUCUGUCCGUGCAGGCGGAGGCCCACCAUCGCAAAGAGGGUCCGCAUCCAGAGGGCAGCCGCAGUCCCCCAAUCGCCUCCAAGGGAGCAGCCGACCGAGCUUGAUUCUGAGGCUGUGGAGCAAGAUGAGCUACUGCGCAGCGGUGCGGCAGCAGAGCAGAGCCACUGGCUCUGAGCACAUCGAUUCAAAUAAGAUGGGAUGAAGCGAUGCUGAAGAUGAACCAACAUUUGGCGUGAUAGACAUUUGUCUAAUAUUUUUCCUAUGUAUGCAAGCUUUUUUACUUGAUAAAAAUAGUUAUUUUGUGUUAUGACCAAAUUGUGUAUUAAAAACGGUAAACAUGG
This is a messenger RNA of Hippocampus zosterae (dwarf seahorse), 1040 nucleotides long. RefSeq names its product transmembrane protein 54a (gene tmem54a). Bases 136 to 873 code for a protein of 245 amino acids. Lineage: Eukaryota; Metazoa; Chordata; Actinopteri; Syngnathiformes; Syngnathidae. The transcript is spliced from 6 exons. The record is from RefSeq and is a predicted model, not a curated record.